CCGCAGAAACAAGUGGAGGGACGACAGAAGAAAACAAGUGGGAGAUACAAUGACAAUAUGCCUGGCAGGUGGAGUCCUCCACACCGCGUUGUUAUGGAAUGCAGGACUUUGGAAAGAGGGAUUAAACCGCGUUGAACAGGAAAUUGCCAGCUCUGGGUUGGCUGAUUUUAAACAGUAAGAGCCAUGAAGAGCCCAGUAGUUUAUGGCAGCCCAGGUAUGUUAGCUCCAGUGGAUUGGAACUAUACAGCUGGUGCAAUGAGGAGGGGAAAGAGUGUGGAAGAGCUGGGGGAUGCUGGAUGGGCCAAGGAAAGGGAAAGGAUGGCCCAUUUGCAACAUAUGCAGCAUAUACACCAACUGCAGUUUCAACAGCAACAGGUAGGAUAUCCUGGAUAUGGAGGAUUUCCUCCUGGCCAGCUACAGACUCCAGUCUUAUUUGCAAGUCCAGCUCCACCGUGCCCGAUGCCACUUCACGCUGGUAUGGUGGGACCUGUGGAUGGUCAUGCACCACCACCAGCGCAUGCACCGGUUCCAUGGCCGGUCCAGUGGGACCACCAACCCCAAGUUAGACAGGACAAUGUUUGCUACCAGCCCAGCUGGGAGCAUGCAAACCAACAAAAGGCUAUAGACCAGACUCCUCAAGAACAAAAUGUAUACUUUCACCCUCGUUCAGAGGACGGUCAUCUUGACUUGAGGAUAUCGGAUUGGAAGGGAAAACAUUGUUUCUACCAAGGCCCUGAGGAUUAUCGCCACCAGGACUAUAAUGAAGUGUUACAAGAAAAAGACAAGAAUGACCUCCGAGCUGAAGCAGGUCACAGUAAAAUGGAUAAGGAGAAAAGAAGAAGGGAUGGUUUGGAUAGAGAAAAUGGAUAUGACUCUGGACGUUAUGACUAUAGGAGUCACCAUGAUAAGGAAGAUUAUGAUUAUAGUGACAGAUACAGGCAGAGGGAUUAUUAUGACAGGAAAUACAAUGAAGAGCAUGACCAAAGGGACAAGUAUUAUGACACCCGGAAACACAGGAGACAUGACCACAGAGAGCAUGACAGCUACAACAGUGAACAUGAAGGCUAUUAUGAUCAAAAAAACUCCUACACUCAUAGAGACAGUCACUGGGACAGUGACCACUAUGAUGAUCAUGAUCAAGAUUUCUAUGGCUCUAAAGAGAAUCAUCAUUCCAGAGACAAAGACAACCACAGACACAGAGAGAGGGAUAACUACUAUGAAGACAGAAAACGUAAGGACCUUCGUUACGAGCGUCAUGCGGAGGAUCGGGAUGAACGCAGGGAAGCCGACUACAGGUACAGAGAUGGCCGUGAUCGAAGGGGUGAGGAAACACACUCCAGGAAAGGAAGAGGUAACUAUGACUCUAAAGUUGAAGAACACCGGGAGAGGAAACCCAAUUACAGAUACAAGGACUUAGAGGACAGGCGGGAUGAGCAUUAUAACAACAAACGACGGGACUAUGAGCCCAGGGAGCGCUAUGAGCGGAGGCCCGAAGACGACUAUGACCACAACUAUGAAAAUCGCUACCAAUCCAGAGAAGGAGAACACUUCCACAGUAGGCCUCGAGACAGAUUCAGGGCUUUGCGGUCUCUAUCGAUAGAUUCACGAUAUGAGGAAUAUCCUAAAGUUGAUCCCUUAUCACACUGUGAAGAAUGGGUUGAGGAGCAGAACAAAAAGUUGGCACGUAGGGAAAUCCACUCUUUUGAGGAUCCAGGUGUAUAUCAGCACAGUGAUGACCAGGAGAAGGGAUAUGAGUCAAGUGCUGGAAGUGCGGGUUCAAAUAAGGGUCACAAACCUGUAUAUGUGGGGUCCCUGGACAGAAACAGUUUCUACAGGAAGACUGCUCCAAGCUCCCUACGAAAGUCGCCAUUCGCCACCGCCAGGAAGCGGAGCAAAGAGAUGACGCUUAUGUCGUCUCAGCCCAAACUCCUGGACUCCACUCCAGACUCGGACACGGCCGCCGCUGCCGGCACGGACAACGAGGUCCCUGAGCAAAGGAUGCUGGAGAAGAGGUCAAAGGUCAUAGAGGAACUGCUGCAGACAGAGAUGGACUACAUCAAAGACCUGCAGAUGUGUGUUUCGGAGCUUAUUGAGCCACUUCAGGCAAAGCAGUUGAAGAACGUGGACUUUGAUGGACUCUUUGGGAACAUCGACUCAGUGAUUGACUUGUCCCAGCGGCUGCUUGAGGCGCUCCAAGAGACAGACACCAUUGGAAAAGUAUUUCUAGACUUUAGAGAGGAUCUGCAAGAGGUGUACAAACUCUACUGCCAGAACCAUGACGAUGCCAUCUCUCUGCUGGAGACUUACGAGAAGGAUAAAAACAUCCAGUGCCACGUGGUGGAAUGUCUGGAGAGGCUGAGGGCCAUAUAUCGCGAGUGGGGGAAAACAAACUAUAUCAACCUUGGCUCUUUCCUGAUAAAGCCUGUGCAGCGGGUGAUGCGUUACCCACUGCUGCUCACAGAGCUGCUCGGGGCCACGCCAGAAAGUCACCACGACCGCUCCCUUCUUGCCAAAGCUGCCCUGGCUGUCAAGGAAAUCAACGUAAACAUCAAUGAGUACAAGCGGAGGAAGGACCUAGUGAUGAAGUAUAGGAAGGGAGAUGAAGACACGUUCAUUGACAAGAUCUCAAAGCUCAGCAUGCACUCUAUUAUCAAAAAAUCGAACCGUGUCAGUAGCCACCUCAAGCACCUCACAGGCAUUUCGCCACAGAUCAAAGAUGAAGGAUUUGAUGAGGCUGAAAAGAAGUUCCGUCUUCAGGAGAGGCUAAUCAAGUCUUUUAUCAGAGAUAUCUCCUUGUACCUGCAACAUAUCAGAGAAUCAGCAUCUGUGAAGGUCUUGGCAGCCCUCAGUUUCUGUGACAUCUACACAGAUCGCGGUGUGCAGGAUCCCGACUGCUUCGCGAAAGCACACCGCUGCAUCAGCGACAAGCAUUUCACACAGUUUAAAGAACGCACAGAAGCCCUGGUCAUCGACCCGCUCAACCAGCUCCUCCUCAUGUUCGCCGGGCCGCACAAACUCAUCCAGAAGCGCUUCGACAAGCUGCUGGACUACGACAGCUGCAAGGAGCGCGCGGACCGCCUGAAGGACCGCCGCGUCCAGGAGGAGCUGCAGGUCGCUCGCAACAACUACGAGGCGCUCAACGCCCAGCUUCUGGACGAGCUGCCCAAGUUCCACUGCGCAGCAGAGGAGCUGUUCACAGGCUGCGUGCGAGCCUUUGCCCAAGCCCAGAAAGACUUCAUGAAGACGACACUGGGAGAGAUGAAGCCCCUCCUGCAUGUGUUCUCCAACAAGGCGGGAAAGGGGGAAAACCUGAUUUCCCUGUUUAACAAGGAGUAUGGGAACUGCCUCCAACUCCUUCAGAGCUUCAGCUUCUGCCCAGAGAACCUGCCUCCCGCCGUGGCCACUAAAAAGCCCUUUGAGAAGAAAACUCUCGAGAAGCAAACCUCCAAAAAGCAACUGCCGGGACCACCCAACCACAACCUACAGACGGAUGAGCACCGUGCAGCGCUUCUGGUUCGCUUUGGCCCUGAGAAACUUUUCCAGGCCGAGAGGAACUUCAACGCUGCCCAGGAUCUGGACGUCUCUAUAUUAGAGGGAGACCUUGUUGGGGUAAUCAAGCAGCAGGACCCCAUGGGGAGCAACAACCGCUGGCUGAUCGAUAACGGAGUCACCAAGGGCUUUGUGUACAGCUCCUUCCUCAAACCCUACAACCCACGCAGGAGCCAGUCGGACGUGUCCAUUGAGAGCCAGUCGUCCAAUGAGUCGGGCUACGGCGGGUCCUCCCCUGUUUUCUCCCGUCAGAACAGCAACAGCACACUGACUUUUAACCAGGACACGGCCACCGUCAGCUUCUCCACGGCGCAGGCCCCGAGUCAAUCCUCGCCACAUCCGUCACUCGACUCCAGCCUCUCCCGCCGGAGUCAGCACAGAGACACUCCCAACCCUGACUCUGUGAGUCAGAGCAACUCCAUAAACUCCUCGCCCCGAAAUCCCUCCAACCGCAGGGACUUUUCGGAGCAGACCCACCGAAAUGCGUCCCGCCACAGAGACACAGAGCAGUCCUACCGGCACUCGGGCGCUCACAGAGACUCGUACGAUGCCACUUACGGGGUUGGACACAAGGAGACGUCGGACUUCUCGGAGACAGACUCUUACUCCUCACAGAGGAACUGUCGCUCGCAGCGAUAUGCGCACACGGACAAAAGCCACAGCUCGCAUCAGUGGGCAAACGAAGACGGCAGCCAUCGGAGAAAGUCGCCUCACACCCAGGAGGAGUACGCCGAGCCAGAGGCACAGCACGAGAGUGAGCCGGACAGUCACCAGAUCUACUAUGCUCUCUAUGCUUUCGACGCCCGCUGUGCCAACGAGCUGACCAUCUCCGCCAAUCAGCGGCUGCGGAUACUGGAGUUCCAGGACAUGAACGGCAACAGUGAAUGGUGGCUGGGGGAAGCAGGGGGUCGGCGGGGAUACGUGCCUUCCAACUACAUCCGUAAAUCAGAAUACACAUGAACGCCGUCUCGAGGGCGAUACGUCGACCUUAGGAACUCUCGAGUUUCAACAGAACAAUCUUGACACGCUGUGACCUUUUUUUCAAACAGUUUUCCUGGACUUGGAUAGUGAGAACUGAGCAGUGCUGCCAUUUCCUGACAGAUUUAUAUGCAUAUAUUUACAGACUUUUUUUAAAACAAUUGUUUUUAACUCACUGCCCUCCUGUUUCCAGUGGAAAACCUGUGAUUUGCUGAGGAUAGUGACUCGCAUGUUUAAGACACAGUUUGGCACAUGGGGAGAUUGCAAUGGAGAUGUGAAUGUUAAAUACUCUGACUUGCUCUUAGAAAUCGGCAUCAGACCGAUCCUAAUACUACAUCUAUGAUGUUUUUUUGCAUGUUUUUUUAUUUUAUUUUUUACGUUGAUGGAUGAAUAUGACAUCAAUUUAUGCCUACCGUUCAUCAAUCAACGUUAGAGGCACUUAUAGGUCGGCACGUUUGAAGUGUCUGCUGAGCCACGCCAGUUUGGAGUGUUGUGUCAAAUAAAGGAGAAUCAACUGACCUAUAUGGUCUUUAUGAGCACUCCUCUUCAGCUUCACUGGCUCUGCUACUCUUCAAGCAGGCUAACUGUAGUGAUCUUCCUUUAAGAGAAGACAAACAGUGAGAGACUGGUCUGAUUUGACUCCUCGCCACAUGCGUACCCAUCUACAUUAAGGGCUAUACAUUGCUGUAUAUUGAAAAUAUCAUCUUGUGCCCUUUAUAAAGUGAUCACUGUUUCAAUAAAAAAAAAAGCCUGGCUGGCAAAUGACUAGAGUGAAA
Messenger RNA from Menidia menidia (Atlantic silverside), 5303 nucleotides. The record is from the annotation of a GenBank genome assembly. Lineage: Eukaryota; Metazoa; Chordata; Actinopteri; Atheriniformes; Atherinopsidae.